Molecule: messenger RNA, 3326 nt
Organism: Choloepus didactylus (southern two-toed sloth)
Lineage: Eukaryota; Metazoa; Chordata; Mammalia; Pilosa; Megalonychidae
Gene: OTUD6B
Product: OTU deubiquitinase 6B
Exons: 7
Coding region: 213-1094 (293 amino acids)
Biological process (GO): protein deubiquitination
Molecular function (GO): cysteine-type deubiquitinase activity
Source: RefSeq, a predicted model, not a curated record
GCAAAGGAGGCACGGUAGUGCGCACGCGCAGCACCCAUUCUCCUUUCGCUUAGCUCCCAACUGGCGCCGCUUAGGUCCGGAACCUCCUUGAAGGCGGGGCUGGAUUCCAGUCCUGACCAAUGGCGCCCAGGGUGAGGGUUGAGGGGUGGAAGGUGUCCGCUAGCUAGUCGUGGAGGUUUGUUCCAGUGGUAGUGCCCGGCUGUCUGCUCGACAUGGAGUCAGUUUUGACGGAGGAGCUUGAUGAGGAAGAACAGCUGGUUAGAAGGCAUCGGAAAGAAAAGAAGGAGUUGCAAGCCAAAAUUCAGGGUAUGAAGAAUGCUGUUCCCAAGAAUGACAAAAAGAGGAGGAAGCAACUCAUUGAAGAUGUUGCUAAAUUAGAAGCAGAAAUGGAACAAAAACAUAGAGAGGAAUUAGAGCAAUUGAAGCUGACUUCUAAGGAGAAUAAGAUAGAUUCUGUUGCUGUUAAUAUUUCAAACUUGGUUCUUGAGAGUCAGCAGCCUCGGAUAUCAAAAGCCCAAAAGAGACGGGAAAAAAAAGCUGCAUUGGAAAAGCAACGGGAAGAAAGGAUAGCUGAAGCUGAAAUUCAGAACUUAUCUGGAGCCAGACAUGUAGAAAGUCAAAAACUUGCUCAAAUAUUGGCAGCUAGACAGUUGGAAAUUAAACAGAUUCCAUCUGAUGGCCACUGUAUGUAUAGAGCCAUUGAAGAUCAACUGAAGGAACAGGAUUGCACUCUGACUGUGGCUGCCUUAAGAAGUCAAACUUCUAAAUACAUGCAAAGCCAUGUGGAAGACUUUCUGCCAUUUUUAACAAACCCAAAUACAGGAGAUAUAUAUACUCCAGAAGAGUUUGGAAAGUACUGUAAUGAUGUUGUAAACACAGCUGCAUGGGGAGGGCAGCUUGAGCUAAGAGCACUGUCUCACAUUUUACAAACACCAAUAGAAGUAAUACAGGCAGAUUCUCCUCCUAUAAUAGUUGGUGAAGAAUAUCCCAAAAAACCACUAAUACUUGUAUAUAUGAGACAUGCAUAUGGCUUAGGAGGACAUUAUAAUUCUGUUACACGGUUGAUGAACACAGCUACUGAAAAUUGCUGCUAGUUUACAAAACAUUGUACAAUUAUGUUUUAGUACAGUGUGUGAUUUGAGUAUUCAUACCAAGUGCUGGAUUAUUUCCAACAUUACUGAAAGACACAACGACCUUAAAUCAGUUUUAUGGCAAAUCUGCUAACAGGUUUUUGAGAAAUGUGUCAGAUAAACUUGAAAACCAGUGUCCCCUGAGUGGUAUUUUAAAAACUUGUGACUCCAUUGUGAAGAACAUUAUAGACCAAAAUAGUACCUGGUUCACUGACAUUUUUAUUAAUAUAGGACCUUGGACAUUCUUUUCUGUGUAGGAAUAAAGUUUAUUUUUUUUUCUUGUUUCUAAAUGCUUUCAGUAACCAUUACAAUGUAAUGUUGCUUGAAGAAAUGAAUUGGCUCAGUCUCUUUGUUCAUUGCAAUAAUGUGGUGAUGGUGAUAGCAAAUUUAAUUAAUACUUAUAAGUGAACUUGAACGCGGUAACCUUGGUAUUGAUGGGAUUAAUGCCAUGAAGAUUUUUAUAUAGCCCAAUGGAAGUGCAGCUAAGAGGCUUGCUUUAAUAAUUAAGAAUUUUAAAAUAUUUAUUGAGAUGGAAAACAGUUUAAAGAAAGUUUAAAGACAGAAGGCAGAUAUAAAGGUAGAUAGGUAUUCCCUUUCAGAUUUCAACCUCGAAAGAAUUAGCAUUUGGCCUUUUAUUUGUGUGUAACUUACAAAGAUCCAAAAAAUUACUGUGUCUUUCUAAUUUAUUAGUUAUUCCUUGCCAUUUCUAAAACUUCUUACUGAAUUUAGUACCAUCAUCUCUUGACUUUCUGCUUAACUACAAAUUUUUUUAGUCUUUGUUAUGCUCUCCUUGUCACUACUUAGCUGAUUUGCUUUCCUUGCAGUCUUUUCUACUAAGAAACAGAUUGUGGCAUUUCUUUUCUCUCCCUUGUACAAAUUGAGGAAUAGCAGUGGAAAAGGGUCCAAGGUCACAUUUACUUCAAAUUUGCCUUACAAACUCUCUUCCCUUUUGCUUCAUUCUCUAGGAUCAGAAGAAAAUCUUUGUUACUUGUUAUUUUAUUAGCCUUAUUAAUAUCAUUUUUAUUUUAACUCAAAUAUUUAAAAAGUUUUUAUUUUGCAUGUAAGGAUUAAUUUGAAAUUCACUGUUCGGGAGCUAAGACUGUUAUGGUAAAAUAAACAAUAGUUUUGGGUGUGAAUGAUUUAUUCAGCUCAGAUUUCAGAUUACUCAUAGCAGUAUUCUUUUUAAGAACAUUAUACCCGCAUAUGCAAACAUGCCUGGUAAUUUUUUAUGUAAGGAAUGAUAUAUGUCUGAAAAUGAGAACUUUUUGUUUUGACCUAUUUUUCCCAUAUUAGAAAUAUAACUAGUAAGAUUUAGCCUCAAGUUUAUAAUAUUUGAGUUUUUGCUCCAUGAAUACAAUGGAUUUUUGUAAGUAAAUAUAGGGUUUUAAUAUAUUUAAAACAGGGUGUCAGUCUCACAUGCCCAGCAGGUAACAAAUGUGGGAAGCUGCUAGGGACUGUGGUAAACUAGACCAAGCAAGUCCUGCCUGAAGGCAUUCCGGUUCAAAAGUUGAAGAAGUCUUCUGCCUGCCAAAUAAAAUAUAUUCAGACUGCUGCCUGUUUUGUAGUUCUUAAUUUGAAUGUCUUUGGGAUCUGAAUUUGUAAAAUGAUGAAACUGUAAAAUACUAAACGCCUUGAUUCUUUUUUGAAAUAAUGUUACUGUAAAAUUAAAAUAUAAGCAUUAAGAAGUAAUAUAAACAUGAUGUCAUGAAACCUAGUUAUUAUGAAUUUCAUUGACAUCUAAGAUUUCUAAAAUAACUUAUUGGAACUAUUUUUUUUUUUUAAUAAUAGAGUAGAAUUUUCUUGUUUAUGGGUUUACUUUUUAUUUUUAAAUGACCAAUAUGGUUAUGAAUAAGAUUUGUAUAGUUGGCUUCUGUUAUUUCAUAAAACUUCAGACAUCAUUAAACUGUAACCUAAAGUUGAAGUCUUUAAAAAAAUAGCAGAUGUUAAUUUAAAAGCAGCAUAUACUAAUUUUAGUUUGUAUGAUGAUGGCCUAAUGGAAGUUUCAUAAGCUUUCUUUUGUCCUAACUCAGAAAAGUAUCUGCCAGAUUUGUGGAAUAUGUCUUUAGUCAAGAAUUGAUCCACUUUAAUGUUUACAACUUGCAUAAAGCAAAAGAAUGUGUGUAAUUAUAGUAAGUGAUAUAGUUUUGCUCACAUUGUUUGAUGUUUGCCAAAAGAAUAAAUGAUGAAUUAAAUCAA